This is a messenger RNA of Staurois parvus, 627 nucleotides long. Lineage: Eukaryota; Metazoa; Chordata; Amphibia; Anura; Ranidae. The record is from the annotation of a GenBank genome assembly.
UGACUCUUUACAGAUAAAUGUGGAUUCUUCACACAAAAAUCUAAUCUGAUCACAUAUGGACUGAUAGCGCUAUCCUAUGUGAUGGUCAUCGCACUCUUCAUAAUAGUCCUGUCACAGAAGAGUCCAUCUCAAAUGGCUACCAUGGCUAGCAAGACUGACCUCCAGAGCUUGGACUCAACUGUUGGUAACCUGUCACUAAAGAUGAAGCAAAUAGAACGGGAUACAAAAAAGGCAACCACUUGUGAGACUGGCUGGCAACCAUUCAAAGGCAGUUGCUACUUUUUUACAAACCUCAGAUCCAACUGGAUGAAGGCCAGGAGUUCCUGUGUGAUAAAAGGCGCUGACUUAGCUGUAAUUACUAGUGAGGAAGAACAGAACUUUAUCAGUCGUCAAACUGGGGACCAACCUUACUGGAUUGGUCUGAAUGACAUAGAAGAAGAAGGGAAGUGGACGUGGGUGGAUGGAACAGACUAUGCAUCCUCAUACAAGGCCUGGAUGCCCAAUCAGCCCAGUGAUAGUGAUAAAAAUGAAGACUGUGCUCACUUGUUGUCGAAAGGGAAAUGGAAUGAUAAUAAAUGCUCCCACGCCGAACUUAUGGCUCUCUGUGAGAAAAAACUAGGUGCCUAA